GCCUGAGCAGAGGCGACCCGAGGGGGUUCGAGCGGCUCGGCUGCGGGGUGGCUGUUGCCGAAAUGACGACCUUAGUGCUGGAUAACGGAGCCUACAACGCCAAAAUCGGUUACAGCCAUGACAGUGUGUCGGUCAUUCCCAAUUGUCAGUUCAGAUCAAAAACAGCACGUCUUAAAACAUUUACUGCCAACCAGAUUGAUGAAAUAAAAGACCCUUCAGGACUCUUUUACAUUCUUCCUUUCCAAAAGGGCUACUUGGUGAAUUGGGAUGUCCAACGACAAGUUUGGGAUUAUCUUUUUGGAAAAGAAAUGUAUCAGCUUGAUUUUUUAGAUACUAAUAUUAUUAUAACAGAACCAUAUUUUAACUUCACUUCAAUUCAAGAGUCAAUGAAUGAAAUUCUAUUUGAAGAAUAUCAGUUCCAAGCAGUAUUAAGAGUGAAUGCCGGCGCCCUGAGUGCACACAGAUACUUCCGUGAUAAUCCUUCCGAGCUGUGCUGCAUCAUCGUGGAUAGUGGCUAUUCCUUCACACACAUCGUCCCUUACUGCAGAAGUAAAAAGAAAAAGGAAGCAAUUAUUCGGAUAAAUGUGGGCGGAAAACUCUUAACGAACCAUCUAAAAGAGAUCAUAUCCUACAGGCAGCUGCAUGUCAUGGAUGAAACCCAUGUGAUUAAUCAAGUGAAAGAAGACGUGUGCUAUGUGUCUCAGGAUUUUUACAGAGACAUGGAUAUCGCCAAGUUAAAAGGAGAAGAUAAUACAGUGAUGAUUGAUUAUGUUUUGCCUGACUUCAGUACAAUUAAAAAGGGAUUUUGUAAGCCGAGAGAAGAGAUGGUGCUGAGCGGCAAAUAUAAAUCCGGGGAGCAGAUUCUUCGCCUGGCUAACGAGAGGUUCGCUGUUCCAGAGAUACUCUUCAACCCUUCUGACAUUGGCAUUCAGGAGAUGGGAAUCCCAGAAGCUAUUGUCUAUUCGAUUCAAAACCUCCCUGAAGAAAUGCAGCCACAUUUUUUUAAGAACAUCGUCUUGACGGGAGGAAACUCACUUUUCCCGGGAUUCAGAGAUCGGGUUUACUCAGAAGUCCGCUGUCUGACGCCAACAGACUAUGAUGUUUCUGUCGUGCUGCCCGAAAACCCUAUUACUUACUCCUGGGAAGGUGGAAAGUUGAUAUCUGAAAAUGAUGAUUUUGAAGAUAUGGUGGUUACAAGAGAAGAUUAUGAAGAAAAUGGACACAGUGUCUGCGAAGAGAAAUUUGAUAUUUAAGAAACAUUUCUGAAUGAAAGUCUUGGGAAGUUUAACUUCAAAGUUCCUUUUAAAGGAGGUCAAGGACUGUGUUAUUUUCCAUCAUAGAUAAAGUCUUCAACUUACAUAAAUAUUCUGAGUCAUGGCUGAUGUUCACAGACUGCUAAGGUGAGCUGUUGCCGUCAGGAGUGACUCAGCCCACGUUUGAGUACUUAGACUACUAUAACAACACCUGCACUGUUUCUCAGAACAGAUGUCAUGAGAAAGUAAGGAGUAAAUGUUUAGUUCUUCAUACUUGAAAACACAGAUUUUGUUAUCUCACCAGUUAGUUUUGCCUAGAGAUCUUUUUGUAGUUUUGACUGUGAUCGACUAAAGUGUUUGCAGACCGUUAAGAUUCUGUUCUCUUAGAACUAAGUAUUUUAUUUAAAAUUUGUUAUCCUUAUUUGUACAUAAUAAAGUUGGAAAGACCAAUAUUAAAUAUGUAUGUAUAAUGUUCAGUUUUUACUUAGUAAAAGUUUGAAAGAGUGA
This is a messenger RNA of Arvicola amphibius (Eurasian water vole), 1760 nucleotides long. RefSeq names its product actin related protein 6 (gene Actr6). The transcript has 11 exons. The record is from RefSeq and is a predicted model, not a curated record. Gene Ontology annotation, molecular function: nucleosome binding. Bases 63 to 1253 code for a protein of 396 amino acids. Gene Ontology annotation, cellular component: Swr1 complex. Lineage: Eukaryota; Metazoa; Chordata; Mammalia; Rodentia; Cricetidae.